AUGCUGGAACUUGUCCAGAUGAGGCUAACAGAAAUGGUCAAAAAUCUAGAAAUUAUGCCUUAUGAGGAAUGUGUGCUGAUUUAUGGUGACAAAGGGAAAUCUGAUGAAAUGAAACUGGACAAUAAGUCUGAUAACUUUGAAGCUGGCCAGACUGACAAAUUUAUGAUUGAGCUUCCAGAUCUGGGGAUUUUGUACAAGAUCCGGAUAUGGCAUGAGAAGCGGAGUCCAUUUGCUGGCUGGCAUCUGGACAAGGUAACUCUUUUGAAAACUCUGACAAAAGAGAAAUACACCUUCCGCUGUGGCCGCUGGCUGGAUAGCAGUGAAGAUGACUUUGAGAUUGGGAGGGAACUCACAGCUGAAGGACCACUAGUGACAGAAGUGAUGCCAGUGAUAAAGUACCGGGUAACUGUGCACACUGGGAAUGUGAGUGGAAGCGGGACAGAUGCACACGUCUUCGCUUGUCUCAUUGGAGAUCAGGGAGACACCGGGGAUCGCGUCCUGCAGAACAGUGUGAACACAGUCAAUAAAUUUGAGAAGGCCAGUAGAAAGAGUCAGAUGACAGAGCCCUCAGCAGAAGCACCUGCGUUCUUUGCUCAUUGGGGCGGUCUUCUGUUGGAUGCUUGCGUCAUGGGCUCUUGUGAAAUUUGA
This is a messenger RNA of Anolis sagrei ordinatus, 648 nucleotides long. The record is from RefSeq and is a predicted model, not a curated record. NCBI's taxonomy places the organism in Eukaryota, Metazoa, Chordata, Lepidosauria, Squamata, Anolidae.